CAUCAGUUGGCAACAGCUCCUGCAGCAUUCCAUCCAUCCCCUCACCUCAAUGAUUCACUCGUCUCCAAGCUAUAAAAAUGGCCCCCUCAAGAAAGAGAUCCUCCCCCCGAACCCCCCGGAAACAGAAACACAUCAACGCCCGCAAAAUCAGCAAGACUCCUCGAUCCCCCACCUCCAUCCUUGCCCAAGCACGCAAGAACAACCUCAUCAAAGCACUAGGAAUCAGCCCAGCAGGCCAAUCCAAGAGUCAGAAUCGGCAAGCGAAGAAAUACUCCAAAUACAAGCGUGGCGUUCUCCCGGUUUCGUAUGAGCCGUUUGAGCAGAAUUGUUUUGAGAGGGAACCGUUGCCGUCGGGGUAUGUGUUCGUGCCCAAGGGCGAUGUCUACGUCACGAGGCAUUGUCGGAGUAAGACGAGGGAGGCGGGGAAGGUGGUUUAUUUAGUUUAUAAUAACGCCGCAAAACGAACCCUUGGUCUCCGCGUCCCCGCCGAUAUCUACUCAUCCGUCCUGAACUCCGCCGCUGCAACCGCCUCCUCGCGUGCAAACGCCGUGCACCUCCGCGAUGCAAAGGAUUCUUCACGGUCUAGAGAACUCCUCCAGUCGCAAUUCCCGUUAAUGCCGGCAGAAUCGCUAGAGACCAUCCUCGAUCAUGCGUUCCUGAAAGGGUCUGGUCGUGUUGGGCGGACGGGGAUGAAAUCCGAUGAACAUAAGGCAGACCUGGCUGUCGAGGCACAUAUAAGACAUAUGCAUACGUCGUAUGAAGAGCUGUUAAAUGCGGGCGUUGACCGGAGGGAGGCGAGGGAGGCGGUUUGGGAGACGGUCAAGGCUAUUAAGAUGGCUUGGGAGGGGGGCGGGAGGGAGGUUACGCCGCUUACUUUGCGGGGGAGAACGGAGGUGGAUAUGGAUAUGGACAUUAUUGAGGUGGAGGACUAAGAUUGGAAGCUUGUUUUAUACGGUUUGAUGAUUCUGGAUAUGACAUGCCCUACAUACAACACCAGGGGCAUACGGCAGGCCUCAACAGCCUUGCAUUAUGAUUACGAUUCUUACGACUGCAUAGAUUUAGAGCGAUAUCUACGCGAGUACAAUGAUAUAUGAAGAUAUCCAAG
Messenger RNA from Aspergillus glaucus CBS 516.65, 1105 nucleotides. RefSeq names its product DUF2293 domain-containing protein. Lineage: Eukaryota; Fungi; Ascomycota; Eurotiomycetes; Eurotiales; Aspergillaceae. The transcript is spliced from 3 exons. The coding region runs from base 78 to 932 and encodes 284 amino acids. The record is from RefSeq and is a predicted model, not a curated record.